AAUAAACUGCAGAAGAAGGAAGAAGAAGAAGGAGGAGGAGGAAGAAGGGAGACACCCCGGCCUGUAGUAGUAAGCAGCCAUCGGCCUUUUGUUAGAUUUAAGGGAUGCUGCACACAAAUGGUCACGGUAUUUGGAAAUGUGCUUGAUUGUUAUGGUGCUAAUACAACAUGGGAAACCAGAGGCGUGAACAUGCAUCUUGGAUAUGAUUUAACGCAGUGUGUUGACUGAGCAUACUGGUUGUCACAUGAAGACCAAUUUUUCUGUGUCUGGAUAGAGAUUUAGUCUUGCAUUCAGGCUGAAAAGUGAUGCCAUCAGUACACGGACAAAAUCGUUUCAUCAUGGAAAAGCAGAAAGCCAUGAAUACUGUCUCUUCAGCACAGGCAGGUGGGGAAUCAAGUACCUUCAUCUGCACCGAGUGUGGGGAUGGUUUCAGCCAGUACUCAAGUGUUUUGGCCCACAUGGCCAUGCAUGGACCUUUGGAGUCAUUUUCCUUUGAUGGCUCAUCCAACGGAUUUGAAGUCCCUCGGGAAUAUGUGCUUCAAGAAAAUGGAACACUAACAGUUUUGAAUGGAUUGGCUCAGUCACACUCUUUAAAUUCUUCACAUUCCUCUGUAAAACCAGGAACUCCUGGAGCACUACCAUCACACUUUUCAUCCCCUGUCAAGCCAGUGUCUCCAACUACAAAGCCGCAGUCUUCUCCUUGCAAAGACAUGUUCAGGCCAAGACCACCUGACUCAGUCUUGGAUACGUCUCGGCAGGGCCAUUACCGCUGUGAAAUAUGUAACAGAUCAUUUACCAGCUUGCAAAGUUUACAUCGUCACCAGCAAUAUCGAAAUACAGAGAGAGGUUACAAGUGUACUUUGUGCUGUAAGAUUUUUGAAGAUAGACAGGACCUUAAGAAACAUCUCCAAAGCCACAUCAGUGAGAAAUUUCACUGGUGUGGUUAUUGUGGUAAGAGAUUCCUAAAAGUGGAUGCUCUGAAUGUUCAUCAAAAAGAAACUCACUCCUUGGGCAAACCAGAGAAUAAGCUGGAAAAAAAGUUGGAGAAAUCAUAUACUUGUAAGAAGUGCAAACUGAGCUUCUUCUGGAUGUCAGAUUUCCAGACACAUUCAAUGUAUCAGUGCAAGGGGAAAGAACUUGACUCUGUCUUUGCAUCCGAAAUUGAAAUUGAAGUGAAUUCUAAGAUCCACGAUGAUACACAACUUAUAAACUGCCACAGCAAUGGCAUAUCUUAUAUUAAAAACGGAGAGAGUAAGCUUUCCAGGGAUACUAGCAGUAAGAUUGAGACUGAACCCACUUUCACACCAUAUAGAUGUGGUUUAUGUGGAGAUCGUUUUGAUAAGUUAGCAGCUCUUAAGGAGCAUCAUGUCACACAUCAAACUCAGGAAGAAAUAGAUAAGCUGAAUCAAGAAUCCCAAAAACCAUUUAAGCGAAGAGUGCAGCCUAAAAACAGGCGGAGAAGAGGUAGCAAUCCAAAUGGAAAGCUUCAUCCUUGCAAACACUGUCAUCGAGUUUUUAAUCAUUCUAGUAGUUUAUCUCGGCACAUGAGAUAUCAUAAAGGUACAAUGCACACUUGUGUGUUUUGCGGUAGACAUUUUCCCCAGCGCUGUGAUUUGAGAAGACAUGUAGCCAUGUACCACAAAACAGAACUGGAAAAGAAACCAGGUCUGAAACACUUGUACACAACUCCACAAAAUGGGCCUACCUCAAAUUCUGUUGAUCAGAAAACCACAAGCAUUCCUGAUGACAACACUAAGGGCUCUUCUGACAGUGAGCUGACAUCUGCAGAUCAAAGUCCAAAAGAGAAACAGUCAGGAAAAGCAGUCAGGGUGAACUACAAGUGUCAGGAGUGUGGAAAGCGAUUUGGAUUGCUGUGUGUGUACCAAAGACAUUUGCGCUAUCACAAGAAAGAGCCAAAUAAGUGUCCCCAAUGUCCAGCUCAGUUUAAGAACUCUUCGUCCCUUGAGCUUCAUCUUCAAAAUCACCCAAGCACUGAGCAAGCUGAUGAUGAUGAUAAUAUUGGACAAUCCUCUUGUGCCACUGCUACCAGUGCAGACCAGACUGUUAAAAAAAGUAAUGCAGAGGAUGUCGAGGAUGAGUAUGUGGACCAUAAACAAAAUGAGAAAGGAAAUUCUUCAGAAGUUCUUUAUGAAUGCACUGAGUGCACUGAGACAUUCUCAUGCUUGGAAACAUUUCUUCAGCAUCAGACUUCUCAUGGCCUAGAAAACAAUGACUGAGAACCAGGAAAUAAGACAUGGAUGUAGAUUAUACAAAUGGCUUUUGUAAGGAUAUGGACAGUCAUGAAUAACAUGCAAAGUUAAUCCCAAUAUUAUCCUGCAAGCUAUGGUUGCAUUUGAGUUGGAGGUCCUAAUGGCUGACUAGCAAGGGGUAAAUAUGUUGCUUUUCAUUGUAUUUUUAGUGACUAACAUCUUGCUGUAAAUCAUUGUGCUGCAUUUUACAUGUUUUAAUUCCAAUUAUGUGAUUUGAGUCCUUUUUUAUUGUAUGCAUAUAGUCAUUUUGAAAGUAUAGCAUUGUCACCUAUUAGAUUGUGUCAUUAAAAACUGUAGAUAAAUUACAUGUUUUCAAUCUUGGUUUAAUUUCGUUCUUUUUGUGUCGCCUGUAGGAAAACCUAA
Molecule: messenger RNA, 2633 nt
Organism: Melanotaenia boesemani (Boeseman's rainbowfish)
Lineage: Eukaryota; Metazoa; Chordata; Actinopteri; Atheriniformes; Melanotaeniidae
Exons: 2
Coding region: 306-2237 (643 amino acids)
Biological process (GO): regulation of DNA-templated transcription
Molecular function (GO): RNA polymerase II cis-regulatory region sequence-specific DNA binding; DNA-binding transcription factor activity, RNA polymerase II-specific
Source: RefSeq, a predicted model, not a curated record